UUAGAGCAAGGUGACUGCUGAUGCAUAAAAGUUGCUGUCAGUGGUUCAGUUAGAGGAAUAGUAUGGUUCUGUCUGUUGUUUCUUUAUCUUCUCAGGACACCUCUAAGGACUAACUUCCCCUCUCUUGUGACUGCCGGUGGCUGUUGAACUGUGAAAAAGCAACACAGACCACAGAGAUCAUGGCUUCUGUGACUACUAUGUUGAAUGAAAAAUCAAGCCCUAAUAACAGUGAAAGUGAAAGUGAGAGUGAUUCUGAAAUUGAUAACGAUGACGACAGUGAGACCACGGAGAGCUUGUUCUCAUUUGAUCAAUCUGAAGAAGAAGAUCAUCUAAGCUCAGAAGAAGACAUAAUAGAAGAGCCAGCUUCUGGGCACUUACCAUGUUUAACUGAAUACAAGAAAAUUCUGAAUGAGCUCUCUCUGUUAAUUUGGAAAACUCUGUCAAAAUCUAAAAUGGUGAACUUACUUCAAGACUUCGUUGAGUCUGAAUUUUUUUUGAUUGAUGGAGAUUCAUUAUUCAUCACUUGUGUUUUUAAUGUGAACUUCAAGGAAGGACAAACUCUUCACUUCUUCUAUAUUGUAGAACAAUUUCUGCAUGAUUUCAUUCAAAAAGAAGCCAGAUUUGUAAUAGUUUUCUUUAAGGAUGCAGAAAAUAUGUAUUUUAAUUACCCUGAGCUUCUGGCCCUUCGUACCAUAUUGAUUCAACAUUUAGAAUAUAAUACUGAUGUCACUAUUUAUACAGAAUUUUCCAACUGUUUGUCACCAGAAUGGGAGAUAUUUCUUAAAGAAUGUUAUCCGUAUUUCCUAAUUGUUUCAGAAGAGGGAAUAACUCCUCAUCAAACUGACUUCUUAAACAUUUUUAUCAUUCAUGCUCUUUACCAGAAAAUCAAUAUUGUACCGUCUUCAGAAAUAGAGUCAGAUGUCCUUAGAAUCUAUGGACACUAUGCCUCAAGUUGCUAUUUACACAAACAAUUUUUUGAAAAGCAUGAGAUACAACUGCGACAUGUCUUACAGGUCUACGUAAGAGAGUAUUAUCAAAAAUCACAGGAAACAGAAAUAGUUCUGUAUGGUCAUUUGAAACUAAACUUGGGAUACGUACAGAAAGAGGUAAUGACACAUUUACCUGGAAUUAUCAAUUAUCAGUUAGGAGAAGACGGCUUUGAACAUCAGGCAGAUACAUCAUAUUUGUUUCAGAUGCCUCCAUGGCUACUGAAAAGUAUAAAUCAAACCUUGUCCUUGCUUCAGAAUUUAUUGCCAGAAGGAGCUGAUAUCAGAAGUGUUGUCUGCUCCAUUUCAUGCUCUGUAACACUAAAACUCUAUAAAAAAAUGUUACAUAAUGCACAAGACUGUGAAAACCUAAACACAGGCACAGAAAAUCAUAACAUGCAGGACUUGAAGAAACCACCUACACUAAAUGAAGCAGCCGAUCUUUGCAGAAUGCACUGUCUUAGUGUGAUUUUCCUUCAACAUUUACCCCUGUCGCAAAGAGCUAAGAGUAGAAUCAUUACUUAUAUUUGGGACAGAACACUUCUACCAUUUUUAAAUAUGCUAAAGAAAUGUACAUUUUUCAUCCUAAAACAAUUAAAGGCUAGAAAUAAUUGGGAUGUGAAUUUCACUGGCCUGCCUGACUUAACUGAUACUAGUUUGUGGAAAAAUAUUGCUUAUUAUUAUGAAAUUGAAUAUAAUAGAGGACUAAAUUUGGGAUUAGGUGACACUUUGAUGCAGGAGUAUCAGAAGUUGUGGAACAUAGUCUUAACAUUAUCGGGGGACGAGGAUUUCGGAGGACCCAUACCCAUUAGGACAACAACCAGACUGUUCCUUACACAGAAAGAAACAACACCUAGAGGAUCAAAUCAAGAAAUUCAAAAAUUGGGACUCAUUCCUCUGAAAGCUGAGAUUAUAGAAGAUUAUGCUGGAGAUAUUUUGUCGGAACUACCUUUUCUAAGCAGUGAUGACCCAGCUGUUAUAUCUCUUUCUAAGAAGAAAGAAUUUGAUGAACUCAGACAUUGGCAUUCUUUUAGACUUCUCAGUGAUGAUUUUGAAAGGACUAGCUGCAACAGUGAUGCUAAAUCCAAAGAUGCUAAAGAAAGAAGGGAAAUACAGAAAUUACAUCUUUUUUAUCACAUCUUGGGAAAAUCUUUGAUGGGAAGUAACAGAUCAGUAAAGUUUAUAACAAGAGGAACUCUACCACCUCCCAAAAAUUCUUCCAUGAAAAAAAAAACAAAACACCAGAAGACAAAUGCAGAAAAAUUUAUUGAGGAAAAUCAAAAGAGACAACUAGCUAAACUAGAGAAAAGAGAGGAAGAAAGAUGGAAUAACUUGUCCUUACAUAUUGAAAAGGAAAUUAAAGAAAAUUUUAAUUCUGGAAUAAAAAGACUAGAAAAUUUUCUCCAGACAUGCCCUGUUAAGUCUGUAAAAUUUACUGCAGAAAUGGUAGGAUUGGAUACCUGUUUCAAAUUAUGGAUGGAAUGCUGUUUAAAACCAGAAGCAGAAUCCAGAGAUAUAAGCAUAAUAAUUAAUUUGAUGAAAAAGGUUUACAUACUUCAUGAAAAAUAUUCAGAACUACUACAAAAUAUACAUCGACAAAAAUUAGCCAAAUAUCUAAAAUAUAUUGGAUUUGACAACUUAGCAUACUCAUUAUGUCCUCAGGUGCAGGAAUCAGAUACUAAGAAGGAUAUUUCUAAAUAUUCAGUUCACAUGGGAGCAGCUCGGUUUCAGUUAACACACAUGAGCCCUUACUUAUUUCGAGAAGAAAGAAGUGAUCCGGAUCCCAGGGUUCAUCAUUUUAUACCCGACACAUGGCAGAGAGAACUUCUUGAUGUUGUAGAUAAUAAUGAAUCUGCUGUAAUUGUUGCCCCGACGUCAUCAGGGAAAACCUAUGCUUCUUACUACUGCAUGGAGAAAAUCCUGAGAGAGAGCGAUGAAGGGGUGGUUGUGUAUGUUGCUCCAACAAAGGCUCUUGUUAAUCAAGUGGUAGGAACUGUCUACAGUUUAUUUACCAAAACAUUGCCAAAAGGAUUAGUGGUGUGUGGAGUUUUUACAAGAGAUUACCGUCAUGACACCUUGAAUUGUCAGAUAUUGGUGACAGUACCUCAGUGUUUGGAAAUACUCUUGCUAUCACCUCAUAGACAACAGUGGGUGAAAAGGAUGAGAUAUGUCAUAUUUGAUGAGGUUCACUGUCUUGGGGGAGAAAUUGGAGCAGAAGUUUGGGAACAUCUUCUUGUGAUGAUUCGGUGUCCUUUUCUGGCACUUUCUGCUACUAUCAGUAAUCCUGAACAUCUGACUGAAUGGUUGGUGUUAAUUAAAAGAUACUGGCAACAUGUUGAGAGCACAAUGGAAAAUUCUGAUCCAUCACAAAAUGCCUUGAAAGUUUCAAAGAAACAACAAAGAAAAAGAAUAGAAAAGCCAUCAUACAGAGUUAGACUGGUAUGGUACAAAGAGCGAUACAAUGAUCUAGAGAAGUAUGUGUGUUCCCUAAAGGAUAACGACUUUAUCAUUGAACACUAUCACCCAUGUGCUGCACUCACCGUCAACCAUAUAAAGAAAUAUGGAAUUCCUUUAGACCUUGGAUUUUCUCCACGGGAAAGCAUAUUGCUUUAUGAUGCUAUGGUACACGUUUGGCCAGAAUGGACAAGAAUGCAGGAGUUAGAACCUGAAGAAUUCAGCUGCUUCAAAAAUAAAAUAGUAAUCACGAGGGCAGAUGCCAAGAAAUAUGAGGAAGAACUAAAAAAGGAGAUAAUUCGUUGGAUUCAGCUGGACCCAAGCAAGGUGAAUCAGUUACUAAAGUACCUUAAGCCUCAAAAUUUUGACAAUCUAGAAAUUGAAAGUCAAAAAAUGUUUCCUUGUUUUGUGGAAAAACUUAAAGAAAUGGAUAAGCUGCCUGCAAUAUUUUUUUCAUACAACAUUCAUUCAGUGGAAAUAUUGGCUUCACGACUUCUUACGAAUCUGAUAAGUAAACAAAUUACUCACAAUGAUCCAAAUUCUGAAAGAAAGAAGAAAAAUUUGACCAAGAAACUGAGGAAAGCAAGAAGUUCUCAAAAAAGAAACAUUUCUACUUUUUUAAAUUCAGAUUCAGGCGCUAGAAUUCAAAGAAUCAUUUUAUUGGCAGCUGAAAUAAAAGAAAUUAAAAAAAACCUUAAGAAGUAUAAUGAAUUUUCUCCAGACUGUACUUAUACUGAUUCUACAGUUGUAGAUAAUCAGACUUUAGCAAAGAUCUUACGCAGAUUGAAAGGAACAAGACAAGGCUACAAACUGCACAGUCUGUUAAAACGGGGCAUUGGAUAUCAUCACGGUUCAAUGGAAUAUAAACAAAGACAAGUUGUAGAGAUGCUUUUCAGACAGAAGCAUGUCAAGGUGGUAAUAGCUACCUCCUCCCUUGCUUUGGGAAUUAAUAUGCCAUGUAAAUCUGUUGUUUUUAUAGAAGAUUCUGUUUUUCUGAAUGCCUUGAACUUUCGACAGAUGUCAGGUCGUGCAGGAAGACGUGGAGAAGAUCUUAUAGGGAAUGUGUUUUUCUAUGGUAUUCCGUUACCUAAGAUAGAAAGAUUCUUGAAGUCAAACGUGCCCAAGCUGAAGGGUCAGUUUCCUCUAAGCAUAUCCUUGGUUCUCAGACUCAUGCUGUUAAUUGCCAAAGCAGAUGACAAAGAGGAUGCUAAAGCAAAGGCAUUAUCUGUUCUCCAACAUUCAUUGAUGUCCUUCAAGCAACCAAAGAUCAAGUGCAUGUUAAAGUUUUACUUUAUAUAUUCUUUGCAAUUUUUGGCCACAGAGGGGUACCUGAAUUCAGAGUGUAUUCCCACUGGGUAUUCUGGACUUGUGUCCCAUUUGCACUACCAUGAACCUGCCAACUUUGUUUUAGUAAGCUUGCUGGAGAAAUGUUUAUUUCACAAGUUGUGUAUUCCAAUCAACAUAGAUGGGCAAAAGACAUUUUCUCAAGAUGUGAUGGAAACCUUAGUGGUGGUGUUAGCAAAUCUUUUUGGAAGACGGUAUCUUCCUCCCUGUGUGAAAAACUUGAAAAAGAAAUUUGCUCAUUCAGUGAAAAUUCUAGAUGCUCUUCCCAAGGAAUUUGCUACAGUGGUAGAAGAACACAAUAACAGAAUUAGAGAGAAUUUUGGUUCCUUUCUCCUAUCAAUUUCUAAUUUGGCUGACAUGAGAAAAGAGUACCAAUUACCUCUCUCAGAAAUUGAUUUUUCCAGUAAAGAAUGUGAAGAUUCUGAAUUGGUCUCUCAUUUGAUGCCUGGGACUGAAAGUAGAACUGCUGUCUCCCCGUUUGCUUGCCUGUCAGAUAUAACCGAUCAAGAUUUAUUUGAUAUGGAUGUGGUAAAUGAUGUUAAGCUACGAACAAUUUAUGUCAAUGUUGAAAACGUUCCUUUCCUUUCCUUGGUAAAAUGUAAUAGAAAUGGAAGGAAGUGUCCAUUGAAUGGUUAUGCAUUGAAUUUCUACAAAACCGGUUCCCUGUCAGCACUCACUGUGGAUAACGGGUAGGACCUUUUUCUAUUUUAACACUCUUUACAGACAUAAGUGCUUUUGGAAUUAAUGUUCAUCAUGCUGUGGCAUUAUAACUUAUGAAGAUAAUUUUAAGAUGCAAUAAUUUGAGUCAUGAAGAUAUGAUUUACUUGGAACUACUUUUAAAAUGCUAUUUAUUAUUAUUAUUGAGAUGAAGUUCACAUAACAUAAGUUAACCAUGUUAAAAUGAACAAUUCAGCGACUUUUGGUAUAUUCAUAAGAUUGCACAUAAACCACCUCUAUCUAGUUGCUAAACAUUUUUAUUAACCCAAGGACACAGUCUGUAUCCAUUAAGCAGUAAGUCCUGUUCCUCCCAUCCCACAACUUCUGGCAGCUGCCAAUCUGCUCUCCAUCUUUAUGGAUUUACCUAUUUUUUUGAGCGUUUGUGUCUGACUUCUUUCACUAUAACAUUUCAAGAUUUUAGCAUUAUCAGUACUGUACUCCUUUUUAUAGCUGAAUAAUAUUCCAUUGUAUGUGUAUAUACAAUUAGUUUAUCUAGGUGAUGAACAUUUGGGUUGUUUCAGCUUUUGGUUAUU
Messenger RNA from Pteropus alecto (black flying fox), 6034 nucleotides. RefSeq names its product probable ATP-dependent RNA helicase DDX60. Gene Ontology annotation, cellular component: cytoplasm. Lineage: Eukaryota; Metazoa; Chordata; Mammalia; Chiroptera; Pteropodidae. Bases 180 to 5477 code for a protein of 1765 amino acids. The transcript has 37 exons. The record is from RefSeq and is a predicted model, not a curated record. Gene Ontology annotation, molecular function: nucleic acid binding; ATP binding.